AUGGCGUUGCAGAACAUAGGUGCUGUGCCAAGUUUGGUAACAAAGAUUGAGGAUUGCGGAAACGGCACAUGCAAGACUAAGACUAACGUGGUAAACAUGGUUGACAUAGCAAAAUCAUUGUCCAGGCCUGCAUCUUACAUCACUACAUAUUUUGGUUAUGAGCUUAGAGCACUGUCUAAAUUCGAUAAAGAAACUGGAGUUACUCUGGUGCAUGGUUCCCAUGACGUUGCUAAGCUUACUGGUUUGCUGGAGCAAUUCAUUCAGAAGUUUGUACGGUGCCAUGGAUGUCGGAACCUUGAGACUGAAGUUAUUAUUCACGCAACGAUCCAACUGAAAUGUGCUGCAUGUGGUUGCGUUUCUGAUGUUGACAUGAGGGACAAACUCUCGACUUUGAUUCUUGAAGAUCGCCUGUGCAGAAGGAGGGAGUCUACUCGACCAAGUUUUUUUUUCCGAUAG
Molecule: messenger RNA, 456 nt
Organism: Papaver somniferum (opium poppy)
Lineage: Eukaryota; Viridiplantae; Streptophyta; Magnoliopsida; Ranunculales; Papaveraceae
Product: eukaryotic translation initiation factor 5-like
Exons: 1
Coding region: 1-456 (151 amino acids)
Biological process (GO): translational initiation; formation of translation preinitiation complex; formation of cytoplasmic translation initiation complex
Cellular component (GO): cytosol
Molecular function (GO): GDP-dissociation inhibitor activity; translation initiation factor activity; eukaryotic initiation factor eIF2 binding
Source: RefSeq, a predicted model, not a curated record